This is a messenger RNA of Amaranthus tricolor (Joseph's coat), 1848 nucleotides long. RefSeq names its product ribulose-1,5 bisphosphate carboxylase/oxygenase large subunit N-methyltransferase, chloroplastic. Gene Ontology annotation, biological process: peptidyl-lysine monomethylation. Bases 145 to 1560 code for a protein of 471 amino acids. Gene Ontology annotation, molecular function: protein-lysine N-methyltransferase activity; protein binding. The transcript is spliced from 15 exons. The record is from RefSeq and is a predicted model, not a curated record. NCBI's taxonomy places the organism in Eukaryota, Viridiplantae, Streptophyta, Magnoliopsida, Caryophyllales, Amaranthaceae.
GAUUUUUGUUUUUUGAAACCGUCUUUGAGUAUUUGACUCCGCUCUAUCGUCGCCAACGUGAAAACCACGGCCCGUUUGACGCAAACAGUGUAUAUGAAGUUAGAACUCCAUCGUCGCCCCUACAGCAAAGUAGUUUAGCAUACAAUGCCUUGUGCAAGUGUACGUGCGGUCAAUUUCUCCUAUUUCCCACGUUCAAUUCUCACUCUCUCUCAUCAUCUUCUGCUCAAAAUUCGUUACUGCAUUCCUCCUCAGAGGUGUAAGGUUUCCAAGUGUAGAGACGAGGAUUGCGAUGAUUUUUUACCAUGGUUGGAGAACAAGGCCGGGGUUCGCAUUUCUUCGCUGCUUGCAAUCGGAAACUCUGAUUAUGGAAGAUCUUUGUUUGCUUGUAAGAGCAUUCAAGCUGGAGAUUCCCUAUUGAAAGUUCCUUUUGUUUUGCAAAUAUCUCCUGACAAUGUCCUUCCUGAUAUCAAGCCCUUUCUCACCGAUAGUGUAGGGGCUGUUGCGAAACUUGCUCUUGUUAUUCUAGUUGAGCAAAAAAAAGGUCAGAAAUCUGAAUGGGCUCCAUAUAUCUCUCGUCUUCCGCAACAUGGAGAGUUGCAUAGCACGAUUUUUUGGAGUGAAAACGAGCUAAAGAUGAUACAACAAAGUUCAUUAUAUCAGGAGACAAUUGAUCAAAAAGCUCAAAUCAAGAAAGAAUUUUUGGCCAUCAAACCAGUUUUUGAUCGUUUUCCUGAUAUAUUUGAAGGUGUUAAUUUUGAGAACUUCAAACAUGCCUAUGGUUUAGUUGCCUCUCGAGCUUGGGAAAGCAUGAAAGGACAAUCUCUGAUUCCAUUUGCAGAUUUUUUAAAUCAUAAUGGGACCUCUCAAUCCGUUUUAGUUAGCGAUGAAUAUCGACAAUUGUCAGAGGUUAUUGCUGAUCGAGAUUAUGUUCCAGGAGAAGAGGUUUUUAUACGAUAUGGGAGGUUUCCUAACUCAGUUCUUGUACUUGACUUUGGGUUUACAGUUCCAAAUAACAUGUAUGACCAGGUUUGCAUUCAGGUUGACAUACCUUAUGAUGAUCAUCUACGAGCAAUGAAGUUGGACCUUCUGCAGAAGAAUUGUUUACCAAAGCUCAAGGAUGCGUAUUUCAGCUCUUCAGGCGGCUCUUUUAUCAUGAAGGAAGUUAGGUCAGCUAGGGGUAAAGGAAAAGGAAUUCCACAGUCACUUCGUGCAUUUGCUCGUGUCCUGUGUUCCAGCUCUCCUCAAGAACUAAAUGAUCUGGCUUUAGAAGCUGUUCAACAGGAUGGCCGGCUGGCACGGCGUCCUUUGAUCAACAGGAGCCUGGAGAUACAAGCACAUGAGAUCUUACUUUCUCAAAUAGACAAGUUGAUUGCAAACAAUAACAUGUCAAUUGAGAACCUACAGGCAGUAGAUGCAGAAUUCACCAACUGUAGGAGGUUUUCUAUCAGACGCCAAAUGGCUCAAGAUCUGCUCACUGGUGAGGUACGGGUUCUGAGAUCUGCUUCUGCAUGGCUGACGAAUUACUGUCAGCUUGUCCGCAGUAACAGAAAACAAUUGUAAGUUCUUCCUGAAUACAGCCACAAAGACGAAUGAUAGUUUACCUCAUGAACCCUUCCGAGCAUCUUGAAUGAGUCGUAGAAGUUGCAUGUUCAAUGUAAUUAGUGCCAUCAUGUUCAAUGUUCAAUGAUAGUUUACAUCAUGUUUACCUCAUGUAAUUAGUUUGUGUUGAGUUUAUGUGUACAAUUUUUGUGGAGAGCUGAAGUGUAUCUGGCUUCGGUUAUUGUAUAAUUAUUCUGGAAAUAUUGUACAUAUCUUUAUUAUAAAUUGUAGUGCAUUGCCCUUGCCUCA